CCACAGCAGCCACCACACCAUAAAACUUCGCAUUUGCCAUCUGCCAGUGCUCGGGACAUGUUGUCAGUUUUGAUUUUGUUUUGGUUUCGUCGCGAUUAUCGAUUGUUGUUUUUUCCCUCUGGUGCAGAACGACUUCAACUGUCUAUAGCAAUCGAAAGCAUAACACAUCCUUGACCGAACAAAACACACGCCAGACUUCUCGGUGUCAAUCUCAUGGAAACAACGGAAAUCAGUGACCUUCCGGAAGAGCUGCUGCCGUGCAUAUUCGAACACCUUCCGCUGCAGGACCUGAAAAAUGCUGCACUGGUGUGCAGUUCGUGGGCCCAGGCAGCGGCCAGUGGGAGAUUUCUCAGCAGGAUAAUGCUGAGGGUGGAUUUCAGGGACGGUGUCCAUCAACAGUACCGGCAGUACUUGGUGAAAAGUACCCGAGCGUAUAGGAAUGUCGGGUUCUACUACCGGAGUGACCAGCUGGAUUUGGACUUGUUGCUGACGGUGCUGAAAAAGUUUGAGGAAUCGAUACUGUGCCUGAAAAUUUGCCCUAAUUAUUUCAUAAUGGUGCACGACUUAAGGCAGAUGUUGGUGCAGGUCCCAAACCUGGAGAGUUUGUACAUCGUUUCCCGAAUAUGUACGGAGCUGGGUAACCGAGAGCCCGUGGAACCCUUUCCGGUGUUGCGCAAGCUGAAACAUCUCUACCUGGAAAACGAUGCCGGACUCCAGCUGGACGAGAUCGACUUCCGGCGCAUGUCUCCGAACAUCACCAGUUUGGACAUGGAUUGUGACUCGGAGCGAGCCCAUUCCGUGUACAGACACUUCAGUUCUCAGCUCCGUGAGCUGGCCGUAUUCUUCAAGCGGGAUGACUUUUUCCUACCGUUUUGCGAGCUGCGAUUUCCGCAGUUGGAAAUUCUGGACUUUUACUGCGACGAUCAACAGUUUGACGAGCCCAGGGCGGUUCUCGCUGUCUGUAAAUUCUUUAGACAAAUGCCGAAACUUCGGAGGUUGACCCUUCGAUGUAACGUGUGCGAAGAGGUUAUGGCGGCCAUCACCGAAAAUUGUCCCGAAAUGACGACUUUGUACUUGAAGGGAGACAACCUGGGGCCGAACGCUUUCCGACAUUUGGGACAGUUGAAGAAAUUGAAGGGAUUGAAGGUCGAAGGAUGGAUUCGGUGCAAUAUUUUACAAGGAUGUGGCCCAAUUCCUUCUCUUCAAAUGUUGUACCUGCACUCGGUACUGAUCGACGACACCCAGGGAUUUUUCCGCUUGCUGAAGGACAUCGCGCCGAAUCUGCAGAUAUUGGAAGCCAUCGAAUCGGAUAUCGAUGAUGAAUGUUUAAAAUAUAUCAGCUGUAACAUUAACUCGUUACGGUGCUUGGUGCUAGAAUUUUGCCCAAAUCUCACCGAGGACGCAUUCAGCUUCCUGGAUCGGCUGACUCGCCUCUACGAACUGAAGCUGGGCUACCUGGACGUGCCGCAAAACCUGUUCGAGCUGAUCCCGGCCAACACAAUCCGGCGGUUUUCGCUGUAUCGCUGUGACAAACUGGACGACACCAUUCUGCCGAUGGUGGCGGAAAAGUUUCCCAAUCUGGCCCAUAUGGAAAUCGCCAGCUGCCACCGGAUCUCGCUCGACGGCGUGGAGCUGCUGCGGCAGCUGAUGCCGGACACGGAAAUCGAGAGUUUUAUGCUUUUCUAGCUAAACGGGAAAACUACCGGUUACUAUACGGUGUACUUCGAGCGUAUGCAGAACCAAUCGGAGCGGCAUCUUGAUGAGGUGUGACAACUGGUGGUUGAUGAGUUCGUUGGAAUUGUAUGAAUGUUAGUUUUAAGGGAUCGUUUCUACUAGAGUUUUGUGUUCAAUUUUAUUGUGGAUCUUUAUUUAUAAAGUAGGUACAUAAAAUAAUAUGUUGUUUUUUUCGAAUCACAUUAAGAUAAACAUAUUCGUAAGUAGGCUAAUUUAAUUUAUUCAAUGUAAGUUUAAAGCCUGAUACUGUCGAAAUAGAGACAACGAAUAAAUUUAA
Molecule: messenger RNA, 2011 nt
Organism: Aedes albopictus (Asian tiger mosquito)
Lineage: Eukaryota; Metazoa; Arthropoda; Insecta; Diptera; Culicidae
Exons: 5
Coding region: 214-1686 (490 amino acids)
Biological process (GO): SCF-dependent proteasomal ubiquitin-dependent protein catabolic process
Cellular component (GO): SCF ubiquitin ligase complex
Molecular function (GO): protein binding
Source: RefSeq, a predicted model, not a curated record